AUGAAUAGUCUUCGAAAGCUGAGAAACACCAUAAGGCGUCCAAAAGCUCACAGAAAUAUUCAACUCUAUAUUUACACUCCUCUUCCUGGCAACAAGCUGGGUUACAUAAUCGAGUAUCGCCAACGUCAUUUUAGUCAAGUUUUCUACUACAAAUAUAAGGAGAACGCGGAUGGCACCUUGACAAAGUACGGUUAUCUGAUUAAUGAUAGUGGGAUUAACAACAAUAAUAACGAUAGUGAUGAAAAUGAAGGUGGUGGCACUGGCGAACAUAAAAAAAGUGGUAAAAGAUUAUGGGCGAACAAAGAUAAAGAUUGUGUGUUCUAUCAAACGGUGGCCGAUAAAACACAAAUUGACUUGGAACGUCGAUGGUUAAACGAGAUAAGAGCCCGAGGAAGGUGGGAAGUACCGGUAACAACUGAUGAAGAAUUAAGCAAUGAAUACAAAGAAUGGGAAGAUGUGAUGCAACAUAACAACAAGGUUUUCAUUUCGGAUAAUAUACAACGUAGGCGGGUGGCCGAAGUAUUAUCCAAUGUGGAGAACUGUUGUGGAAUGGAACUCGAUUUAUUCAAUAAAGAACAAUCAAAAACAACCGUAGCAACCAACGUUGAGGGAAGACUUAGGCCGAAUCAACUUCCACCAUUGACUACCGUCCCAACCAAUCAAUUUAUGCCUCGACCAUCUUACGAAUCUCAAAAAAGCGGUGAUGAUACCUUGUCAGCCAGCUCCAUUCCUCAGCAUAUAAAAAACUAUAUUACCUAUACUCCUCCAAUUUCACCUAAAACUCCACCUAGCACUCCAAUAGAUGCAUCAGGCGCUGUUAGCAAUAACAGUUUGUUGAACAUUAAUGUCAGACAACGACAACAUCAUAAACAAAAAAGCGUAAGCUCCGUUAAUAAUUAUGAUGUCGGUGAAAAUAACGAUAAAACAAUCCAAAAUGAGAAACCUAGAAAAUUGGUACAUUUAACGCAUCCGAAAUUUAGCAAGAUACCACCACAAGUGCGUAUCUUUGAUCCAGAGGAUUUAUUAUUGUUCAGAAAUUGUCGAUGCGAUUAUUGUGUGGUUGGCGACUAUAACGAGUAA
Molecule: messenger RNA, 1080 nt
Organism: Acaulospora morrowiae
Lineage: Eukaryota; Fungi; Glomeromycota; Glomeromycetes; Diversisporales; Acaulosporaceae
Source: the annotation of a GenBank genome assembly